CACCCCCAAAACUGGGAACAUCCAUUCAUCUCUCCGAACUCCUCUUCUUACCCCUCAACCCCAAAAAAAACGCGAGACCAUAGAUGGAAUCUCGCCGGCGGCCGCCGGGGAAGAGGAUUCCCCCUCCACGCCUCCUCCUUUUCCUCCUCCUCCUCCCCACCUUGACCGCCGUGGAGGUCCUCUCCAAAUCCAAGCUCGAGAGCUGCGUCAGGGCCUCCGAAUCCGACCAGCUCCAGUGCCACAAGAAGGUCGUCAUCAACCUCGCAGUUCCCAGUGGAUCUAGUGGAGGGGAGGCGUCCAUUGUUGCGGAACUAGUGGAGGUGGAGGGGAAUGACACGCAGAAGAUGCAGGCGAUACGAGCACCCCCCGUUAUCACGAUCAACAAGUCUGCGGCGUAUUCACUCUAUGAAUUAACGUACAUAAGGGAUGUUGCUUACAAACCUGAGGAGCUUUAUGUCCAAACACGUAAAUGCGAACCAGAUGCUAGUGCAAAAGUUGUUAAAAUUUGUGAAAGGUUGCGGGAUCAAAAUGGACAUGUUAUUGAGCAUACGCAGCCAACUUGUUGUCCAUGUGGGCCUCAACGACGUGUUCCUUCUUCUUGCGGGAACAUCUUUGAUAAAUUGAUGAAAGGGAAAGCCAAUACCGCUCAUUGUCUCAGAUUUCCAGGUGAUUGGUUCCAUGUUUUUGGUCUUGGAAGGAGAUCUCUUGGCUUCAGCGUGCGAAUUGAAGUGAAAAAAGGAUCUUCUAUAUCGGAGGUCAUUGUUGGUCCUGAAAAUAGAACGGUAUUAUCUAAUGACCACUUUUUAAGAGUAAAUCUUAUCGGUGAUUUUGCUGGCUAUACAAGUGUUCCAUCAUUUGAGGACUUCUAUCUUGUAACCCCACGACUGGGGGCUGCAGGUCAACCAGAAAAUCUUGGAAGGAACUUCUCAAAGUGGAUGCUAUUGGAGAGAGUGCGAUUCACAUUAGAUGGUCUUGAAUGCAAUAAAAUUGGUGUUGGCUAUGAAGCAUAUAGAAGCCAGCCAAACUUCUGCUCAUCACCACUAUGGAGUUGUUUGCAUAAUCAAUUAUGGAAUUUUUGGGAAGCUGACCAAAAUCGGAUAAGUAGGAAUCAACCACCACAAUAUGUUGUUGAGCGAAGGUUCGAAAGAAUCAACCAACAUCCAAAUGCAGGAUCUCAUUCAUUUUCUGUCGGAAUCACUGAAGUCCUUAACACUAAUUUACUUAUAGAACUGAAUGCUGAUGAUAUAGAAUAUGUUUAUCAAAGGAGUCCUGGCAAGAUCUUAAACAUCAAUAUACCUACAUUUGAAGCACUAACUCAAUUUGGUAUUGCUACAAUAACAGCUAAGAACAUUGGCAAACUGGAAGCAUCAUAUAGCUUAACGUUUGAUUGCCAUCCUGGUGUCAGUUAUAUGGAGGAACAAUUCUUUAUAAUGAAACCUGAUGAAGUUGUUACUCGCUCAUUUUACAUAUAUCCAAAUACAGAUCAAGCUUCAAAGUAUCAUUGUGCAGCUAUUCUCAAGGCUUCAGAUUUUGCUGAAGUUGAUCGAGCAGAGUGCCAAUUCACCACUACAGCUACCAUUCUUGAAAAUGGAUCACAGAUUGUUCCAGCUAAUGAAUCAAAGGAACAUGGUAUAAAAGGAUUUUUUGAAUCUAUCAAGAACAUGUGGAAUUCAAUAUGGGUUGGUUUGGUCGAUUUCUUUACUGGUAAAACAUGCAGAAGUAAAUGCUCGAAUUUCUUUGAUUUCAAUUGCCACAUAAAAUAUAUAUGUGUGGGUUGGAUAUUAAUGUUUGGGCUACUUCUAGCAAUUUUUCCAACAGUUGUUAUGCUUCUGUGGCUGUUACAUCAGAAAGGAUUUUUUGAUCCACUUUAUGAUUGGUGGGAUGAUCGAUUUGGAGAUGGAAAUCAAAGAAACAGAUUUUAUUCAAUGCAUGGAAAACAUACCAACCAGUCUCGCAUUCGAUACCAUGAAGAUAAUGGCCACCGUGUGCAUCACAAAGACAGGCUACAUCCUUCCUAUGUGCAAAAGAAGCAAAAUAGUAGGCAUACUCACCAUUUGCUUCACAAGCAACCUGAGUGGGCAGUGAGUGAUCAUUACCAUCUCAAACAUGAUACUCAGCUACGUGCUCAUAAACAGAGGCACAAGCAUAAGCAUAAUAAGGACGUAUUAAAUUCUCGGCAAAGCUACAACUUGAGUUGGAAUGGGGCACCAUCAAGAGAGAUGGGUGCUACGAGAGAUGAAGGAACAAAAUAUAAUGAAGAGAAACUAGUGAGGCAAAAACAUGUUCAUGGUAGGGUUCAUGGAGAACAUCUUCGUUCAAAAAAAUAUGGGGAAGAUAGUUGGAACCUAAUGUGAUACUGUGU
Phoenix dactylifera (date palm) is the source of this 2362-nucleotide messenger RNA. RefSeq names its product hapless 2 (gene HAP2). Lineage: Eukaryota; Viridiplantae; Streptophyta; Magnoliopsida; Arecales; Arecaceae. The record is from RefSeq and is a predicted model, not a curated record.